AUGGCUGCGUUGGCUGCGCUUCUCCCAAAACCCCUUCAUGCUUCAGCUGUUUCGGACGACGAAGAUCGAGUCCUACCUCAACGCCCUGCUCAGUCAACAUCCACGGUCAUUAUUCGAAGCGUGGUACCACCAUAUGGGCAGCGUGCUGAUUGGAAACCGACUUCUCCUGAGGACUUUGGUGAUGGUGGCUCAUAUCCGGAGUGCCAUGUUGCUCAGUAUCCUCUGGGUAUGGGCAAGAAGAAGGCUUCAUCUGGAAACACAUUGGCCCUGCAAGUCGACAGCGAGGGCAAUGUUCGAUACGAUGCUAUUGCCCACCAAGGCCAACGAGAGGGCAGGGUUGUUCAGUCCCAGUUCAAAGAUCUCGUUCCGCUCGCCUACCGGAAAGACCUCGAGGAUAAAGACCGGACACUGGAGCGGCCCUCAGAAGAUGAAGUCCAGGAGACGGCAGACAAGACGAGAGCGGCCUUGGAGAAAAUUGUCAAUGGCAAGAUUAAAGCAGCCCAGCCCAAGAAUGUGCCUGACAGUCAAGGAAAGACGUCCUUCAUACGGUAUACACCAGGGCAGCAGAGCGGGGAGGGAGGGCUGAAGCAGCGGAUUAUCAAAAUGUCGGAAAUCGUGGAGGAUCCCCUGGAACCACCUCGGUUUAAGCACAAGAAGAUUCCCAGAGGGCCUCCAAGCCCCCCGCCUCCUGUUCUUCGUAGUCCUCCACGAAAAGCCACGGUUGCUGAACAGAAGGAAUGGAUGAUUCCUCCUUGCAUUUCGAAUUGGAAGAACAACAAGGGUUUCACGAUUCCGUUGGACAAGCGUCUGGCCGCUGACGGACGAGGGCUGCAGGAUAUACACAUUAAUGACAACUUCGCCAAAUUUUCAGAAGCCCUCUACGUCGCUGAUCGACAUGCACGAGAGGAAGUCCGUCAACGCGCCCAGAUGCAACAAAAGCUGGCCCAGAAAGAGAAAGAGGCGAAGGAAGAGAACCUCCGCUUGCUGGCCCAACGUGCACGCGAAGAACGUGGUGGCAUUGCACCCAAACCCACUGCUCAAAGCCAAGCCGCUAUGAAAUCUUCUCUGGCUGCCUAUGGUAGCGGCAGUGAAAGUGGCGAUGAGUCGGAGGCGUCAGAGGACAGCGCGGAAGACGAGGAAGCGCGUAAGAUUCGAGACCAGAUGAGGCAGGAGAAGAGGAGGGAACGCGAGCGGGAGAUGAGAAUGAACAACAUGGGCCAGGAACAGCGUGCCAAGAUGCUCGCCAGACAGCAAAACCGCGACAUCUCGGAGAAGGUUGCCCUAGGAUUGGCGAAGCCCACGAUGUCGAAAGAGUCGAUGCUCGAUUCGCGGUUGUUCAACCAGGAAUCGCUGUCUGGCAACUUUGCGGACGACGAGGCGUACAAUCUGUAUGACAAGCCUCUGUUCCAUGGCUCGACGGCUGUUGCUGCCAUCUACAAGGCGAGAGGAAACAUCACCGAGGGCAAUGAGGAAUCAUUCGGUGGAGGCACUGAGGAGGGUAUUGGAAAGGCUCUCGACCAAGACCGCUUCAACCUCGGACGUGCAAAGGUUGGCUUCGAAGGUGCAAACGAGCAAGAAGUGAGGGAAGGGCCAGUUCAGUUCGAGAAGGAUACUGGUGAUGUGUUCGGUCUGAACCAAUUCUUGGACGAAGCUAAGACCGGCAAGAAGAGAGGUCUGGAUACCGAGGCCGGUGGUUCACGGAAACGUCAACAACUGGAAAGGGCUUCAGAACGAGAGUAA
Molecule: messenger RNA, 1740 nt
Organism: Cyclocybe aegerita
Lineage: Eukaryota; Fungi; Basidiomycota; Agaricomycetes; Agaricales; Hemipholiotaceae
Source: the annotation of a GenBank genome assembly